AUGGCAAACUCUGGAAAAGGCACUUUUCAACCGGACUCAGAUGUUCACAUUUCGUUUGAAGAUCAGCAGAAAAUAAAUAAAUUCGCACGUUUAAAUGCCAAAGUAGAUGACUUUAAAGAUGAAUUGAAAGUUAAACAGAACGAUAUGAAAAAUUUAGAAGAAGCUGUGGAAGAACUCAGUCUUGCAGAUGAUACUGAUAAAAUACCUUACCUCAUUGGCGAAGUAUUCAUUUGUCAAGGACUCGAAGACACUUUGAAAUCAUUAGAAGAUGCCAAAACCCGUAAAGUAAAUGAAAUAAGUGAGCUUGAGGCCAAAUGCGAUGAGUUGAAAUCUCAAAUGGCUGAAUUAAAAGCCCACUUGUAUGGAAAAUUUGGCAGUCACAUCAAUUUGGAGAAUGAGGAAGAUUAA
Messenger RNA from Spodoptera littoralis (African cotton leafworm), 408 nucleotides. The record is from the annotation of a GenBank genome assembly. NCBI's taxonomy places the organism in Eukaryota, Metazoa, Arthropoda, Insecta, Lepidoptera, Noctuidae.